Molecule: messenger RNA, 3339 nt
Organism: Hyposmocoma kahamanoa
Lineage: Eukaryota; Metazoa; Arthropoda; Insecta; Lepidoptera; Cosmopterigidae
Exons: 12
Coding region: 1-2667 (888 amino acids)
Cellular component (GO): nucleus
Molecular function (GO): zinc ion binding
Source: RefSeq, a predicted model, not a curated record
AUGGAUAAUCGGACGAUAUAUGAUAUAUUUCGGGCAUGUCGCCUGUGUGGUGCCGGAGGAGGCUACAAAAUGCCUAUAAUUCAAAGUAUCGUCGGCUUUGGAAGUAGCGAGGUGGAAUUAAAACAAAAAAUCAAAGAAUGUCUCCAAAUAGAGGUUCAUCAGGAAGACAAAAUGCCGCCGCUAAUAUGUGAACUCUGCGUGGACAAGGUGAACGACUACUAUGAAUUCCUAGAGAUGUGUCGCCAAACCAAUACGAGCACCCGGAAGAGGUUGGGGCUUCCAUUGCAGACUGUUACAAAUGAUGUGUCAGAUACCGGCGACUGUAUUCUAGGCGUAACAGAACCGGUAUACACAAGCGACGAGAAUGUUCAACCUCAAGGGAUUAAAAAAGAAAAGGAUAGCAAACAUGAGAAGCGUAAAGAGAAAAAGAAGGAAAGAAAAGAAAAGAAAAUCGCUGCUAAGGGACUUAAAAGAGAGUUAGAGGAUCUGAUGAAGGACACGAUAACGCCCAGUUCAAGACUAUCUCGCUCUUCGAUCAGGUCCUUGUCUUCCAGACUGUGCUCCCGAUCCUCCAGCACCUCCCUGAGGGCUAGGGUGUCGCCUAUCAAUAUCUCGAGAGGAACUAGGAAUUCUACUGGAGAGAGUGGUAAUUUGACAUCAAGUCGGCUUCAGCAGCAGGAAGUGAACCCACCUGAACCACCAAAACUGAAACCAAUUUUGAAGAAAGAAAAGGAAUUGAAGAAUGAAAAAGAAUUAAAUAAGGAGAAAGAAUUAAAGAAAGAUAAAGAAUUAAAGAAAGAUAAAGGAUUAAAGAAGGAAAAAGAAUUAAUUAAGGCAGAAGACUCUGAUGACAGCUUAUUACCGGUGUCCAGGCCUAAACGAACUCGGGAUAAAGAUGUAGUCAAACAAGAAGUACCUCCUGAAAAGAGAAUUAAGAUCACAAUAAAACUGCCCCCGCACAAGCCAGGCCCGAAAUCCCGCGUCGCGCCGGCUCCGUUCACCCCUCCGCCUCCCACCAACGCCUGCCGCAUCUGCGGCUCGGAGUUCAAAUCUUCGCAGGCUCUCGCCACACACCGCAGAGUGCACACCGUCGGUUACACUAGUAACAUGCAAGCCUGCAACGCGUGUGGCGAGUGGUACAACACACCGGAAGAGGCCUUUGCACACCAUAAAAGCCACAAGGCUAGAUGCAAACUGUACUGUUGCAGGCACUGUACCAAGCGUUUGACGUACUACAAAGACUUUCUCGAACACAUUACUGCGAAGAACUGUCCUGGUUUAAAAGAAGUGCCGGAUGUGAAAUGUGAAAAGUGCUGGAAACUUUUCCCUACCAGAAAUCUGAUGCAGCAGCAUAGAUGUUUGGGCACACAUGACCAUACAAGACCAGGUAACUGCAAGAAAUGCAAUCGCAGUUAUCAAACUCUCAAAAGUCUCAAGAAACAUGAAGCCCCGUGUACCACUAAGAAAAAAGUUUCAGAAAUUAAAAUGGACGAAUCUCUCCGUGAUCUACCUCCUGUACAAGUUCGCAUAGUUCGUUGUGAUAGCCUGCUAAAGAAGAAAAGUAACAACCGCUAUGAUGUCGCCAACCUUUCCAAGGAAUUUGGCCUAGACAGAUUUGCUUACUAUCCAUACCAGUCAUCAUACGUUCAUAUCAAGUCCGAGCCUCUUGAAUUCAACGGUAUGGUCAGCAUAAACAAAGAAAUUAGAGACGAGAUAUACAGAGAAGAGGACUAUGUUCAUUGGGACACUGACAACUCUAGCGACGAAGAGGAAACGUCUCUGUUAGGCCCGGCGAUUAAAAAGCGAAAAGUGCCAAGUUUGACAGCUCUAGCUUUAAGAACCCUAUUUAGCAGACGAUGUCUAGGAAAAGUACCGAAGAAAUUAAGAAAAAUGAAGGAUAAAUACGAUUUAUUCAACAUGAACGACGACUACAAUAUUAAUAUUAACAAUAUUAUUACUAAUUUAGAUGAAGACACUAAUGUAAAUUAUGAUUCCGACUCGCUUUUGGAUCUCGGUAACAGUGUUGGUUUAGAGAAACGAGUUCCUAGGGACAACAAUAUUACGGGCAAAGAUAUAACUAAUGCUGAUAGUGCUGUUGGAGGUUUUGAUGUUGGUGCGGAUAAAGUUGACAAAAAUGAUAACGAUAAUGCAGAUGUUGGUGACAAUGUUAGUAAGAAUAAAGAUAUAGAUGUUGGUGCUACUGUUGACAAAAAUGUUGGAAGCGGUUUUGAUAUGUUACUAUCUCAAAACGGUAUUGAAGGUAAUGACUGUAAAAAGAAUGGUUAUAGUGCUAAUAGUGAGGACAAAGAAUACGAAAAAAGUGAUUUAGUUGGAUUUAAUGAUGCACUGCACAGAAAUGAAACUUUAAACGAGAAUGGCAUUUCUCAAAAUUCCGAAGAAUCAACCGGUUCUCGUGUUUCGGUAAUUGAUAAUUGCGUAGAAGAAAAUUCUAAUCACACGUCUAGUUCAAAAGAUAUGCUUGAUGGUUUCAAUGAAAAAAUGAAUGGGAAGAACUAUGUAACAUUCAGCGAGGACGAUAAAAAGCUACUUGAUGAACUGGACGCCCAAAUUGGUGAAAAUUCAAAUAGUGAUAAGAUAUCUGAAUUAGAUAAUAAUAUCGUGCAAAAUUUGUCUAUUGACGUUCCAGACUUUAAUUUUGAUCCAUGAAAUUUGUAUACUGGGACCAUUUGGUCCAUAAGCUCUAUUUUAAAAAAGUGAAUUUGUCACCGCAAUCAAAACUAAAUGUCGCUAUUUCAAUUACGAUCCUAUGGAUUAGAUUGAUAAUAUUAAGAACCUUAGUCUGUUAUGAUAUUCAAGAUAAGGAAUUUAGUCCAGUUGAAACAUGAAAUGUGAAGGUGAGAAACCAGGAGUCGUCUAGGAGUAGACUGGUUGGUGAGUUUGCAUGAUGUUUAUUGCUAUAGUAUGUAUCAUAAUUAAAUAUCUAAAGUGUAAACAAAGACAUGUCAUAGUCAAAGUUUGAAUGCAGGUGUGUUAAACCUUGUAUUUUAAAUAAAAUUUGAAAACGACGCAGUUCUCAUUUUGUACAAUUUUGAUAAUGUAUUACAAAAUAUUAACAAUAAACAAGACUUUGUUAACAACACAUUAAUUUAACAAACGCACCACUGAGGAACUCGAAUGUUUUUUGUCUCAUUUUGUUUUUUGUAUGGACCCGACUAAAUAGCGGCACAAAAAAUGUUUUUGAUCCCGAUUAUGUUACCAGCGUCAUUAAAUUCUUCGGCCUUAAACGUAGUCUUUUAUUAUAAUUAUUGUAUUAAACAAAAUUGAGUAAAAUUGUAUAUUGCAGAAUAUGAAGUGUUUUUUUAUAUCUAUUGACGAACA